Messenger RNA from Necator americanus (New World hookworm), 1197 nucleotides. RefSeq lists its product as uncharacterized. Lineage: Eukaryota; Metazoa; Nematoda; Chromadorea; Rhabditida; Ancylostomatidae. Gene Ontology annotation, cellular component: cytoplasm; mitochondrial inner membrane. Gene Ontology annotation, biological process: 'de novo' pyrimidine nucleobase biosynthetic process; pyrimidine ribonucleotide biosynthetic process. The record is from RefSeq and is a predicted model, not a curated record. Gene Ontology annotation, molecular function: dihydroorotate dehydrogenase activity. The coding region runs from base 1 to 1197 and encodes 398 amino acids. The transcript has 9 exons.
AUGUUCCCUAGACCACCACCAAGAAAUAUUUCGAAGUCCACCAUGCUCAUAAUUGGUGGCGGCCUUCUUGGAUGUGGUGCCGUUGAAAUGCUUUUCAGUUCAGAAACAUUCCAAGCAAAAGCACUUAUCCCGCUAAUUAACAAUUACUUGGAUGCGGAAUCUUCUCACGAUCUCGCCAUUCGAAUGGCAUCCUGGGGCCUAUUUCCACGUUUUGGCACAAGUCGGAAAGAAUAUCCUGAGCUGAACUGUGAGUUUCUUGGAAAACCGAUUAGAAAUCCAAUUGGCUUGGCCGCUGGUUUCGACAAAAACGGCGAAGCGAUUCGCUCGUUGGCUGAGAUGUCAGGCUUUGGAAUAAUCGAAAUAGGCUCCAUCACUCCUAUUCCGCAAAAAGGUAACCAUCGACCUCGAGUGUUUCGUCUCAAAGAAGAUGAGGGAAUAAUUAGUCGCAGUGGUUUCAACAACGAUGGUGUUGGAAAAGUGCAGCAACGGGUAAAAGAGGCUCGAAGCGAUUGGAUGGACGACUUUGCCAUGUUCGGCGUCAAUUUGGGCAAUAACAUGCUCACAGACGACGCAAAGAUAGACUACGAGAUCGGUGUCAACUACUUUGCUACCUAUAGUGAUUACAUCGUUCUCAACAUUUCUACACCAAACAGUCUGAACUUACGCUCUCUACUGAAGAAAUGUGAGUUACACAAGUUGCUGAUGUACGUAAAACGUACAAUAGACGUAAUGGCGCUGGAAUCUCGUCCAAAAGUUCUUCUGAAGAUUCCGCCAGAUCUAACGGAAGAGGAGAAGAAAAACAUUGCGAAGAUAAUUCUGGAUUCGAAGUAUGGCAUCGAUGCCUUGGUUGUCUCCAGUGCAACUACAAAUCGACCAAAUACUCUCAAAAGUGAAAAUAAAGCAGAAGCCGGUGAACUCAGUGGCGCUCCAUUACGCCACAUCAGUACAGAAUGUGUUCGUGAAAUGUACAGGUUGACUGAAGGUCGAGUUCCAAUCGUGGGAUGUGGUGGUGUCCUGAGCGGUGCUGAUGCGUACGAGAAAAUCCGAGCAGGAGCCUCGGUAGUUCAACUCUACUCAGCAAUUGCUUUCUAUGGAUUCCCAGUAGUUGGAAAGAUGAAGCGGGAAUUGGUAGAGCUGCUCUUGAGGGACGGGUACACGAAUGUAAGUCAAGCUGUCGGCGCAGACCAACGGGUGUGA